GCGCGGCAAGGAGAACAAGGGGUCUGUGGAGAUCAUGAGAAAAGACCUGAACGAUGCCCGGGACCUGCAUGGCCAGGCCGAGUCUGCCGCGGCCGUGUGGAAGGGACACGUGAUGGACCGCAGGAAGAAAGCCCUGACCGACUACAGGAAGCUGCAGGCAUUCUUUGCUGAGGAGGAAGAGCGUUUUCUGCAGGAGGCGGAUAAAGAGGAGGGGUCCCCGGAGGAUGAGGACGCUGACCCUGCGGAGCGCUUUGGGUCCCUGCUGCAGGCUGUGUCGGAGCUGGAGAGGAGGCACCGCAACCUGGGCCUCAGCAUGCUGCUCCAGUGAUGUCUGCCCCCGGCUCCAGCCCCAGGCCAAGAAGCUCCACCCACCUGGCCUGGCCCUCAGCUGCUCCUCCAUUGCCGCCUUCUGGACACGCAGCAUCCUUCACCCACGAGGGUCCGCACCUGGGUGCACACGCAGGACGCAUACCGCAGGUGCCCGCCUUGGGUUGUUCAAGACAGUGUCCCUCAGCAGUGUCCCUGUUCUCUUAUCCUGUGGGUGUUCAUGUUCCCCAGGCUGUAAACGUUUUACCGUAGAGACCUGUAGCAGGGGUAUCGUUGGCCCUGGUAUAUCAUGACUCUUCAUAAAGCUCUUGUCGCUGCC
Ailuropoda melanoleuca (giant panda) is the source of this 646-nucleotide messenger RNA. It is a transcript of the gene RNF187, whose product is annotated as ring finger protein 187. NCBI's taxonomy places the organism in Eukaryota, Metazoa, Chordata, Mammalia, Carnivora, Ursidae. The record is from RefSeq and is a predicted model, not a curated record. The transcript has 4 exons. Bases 35 to 328 code for a protein of 97 amino acids.